UUUAGGUACCAUAGAGGAGUAACCAGUGCACGAGCUUUACAAUGAAGGCAGCAUCCUGUCAGCUUCAGAGUGUGCGCACGUCUUUUCACAGAACGUGCACGAACGUUUGUCCAGUUGGUUUGAGCACUUUUGUCUCUUAAAACUGCAAAACGCCACGCCAGGAAUUUGAGCGAUAGCAGAGACUUUGUACUUGGAUGUGAAGUAACUGUUUCUCUUGUUAUUUUGACGGCUCGAGCGGACCGAGGGCAGCAGGAUGCGCUCGAGCUGAGGUGGUCGGAGACUUCAAGCCAAGCUUCAAGACCUGAAACUGAGAGGAUACAUUUCCCCAGACUAUCUUAAGGUCUUAGAUUUGAGAACAAACCGUUGCACGUUGGGUUGUAUUCCACGUUUUGAGGAUGUACGUGGUGUUGCUGUUUGUGUCUGUAGUGGGAUUGUCUACAUUUGCUGUUUUAGCCCAAAUCGAUGGCACGUGCGGCGGUAAUAUUACAAUCACAAGUGCUGGGUACGUGACGUCACCGGGCUAUCCGUUGGGGUACCCGCUCUCGCAGCAGUGCGUCUGGCUCAUCAGUGCCCCCGACCACCACCAACGGAUCCUCAUCAACUUCAACCCACACUUCGACCUAGAGAGCCGCGAGUGCAAGUAUGACUUUUUGGAAGUGUAUGACGGGAACAGUGACAAGGCAGGUCUGGUAGGGAAGUACUGUGGUAAGAUUGCUCCAUCCCCAAUCACCUCCAGUGGAAAUGUACUGCUGAUCAAAUUCACUUCUGACUACGAGACCACUGGUGCUGGCUUCAGCAUCCGCUAUGAAGUGCACAGAGCAGUCUCAGAAUGUUCUAGAAACUUCACUGCUCUAAGCGGGUUGAUCCAAACGCCAGGCUUCCCUGAUAAAUACCCCAACAACCUGGAGUGCACAUACAUCAUCUUUGCACCAAAGAUGUCAGAGAUUGUGUUGGAGUUUGAGAGCUUUGACAUGGAACCUGACAUGAACCUGACACCAACUGGAGCCUCAUGCCGAUUUGACUACUUAGAGAUCUGGGACGGAUACCCGACAGUUGGUCCUCAUAUUGGAAGGUAUUGUGGUUCCAGAAGUCCAGGCCGGGUUGUGUCAUACACUGGCAUUUUGUCCCUCUCCAUCCACACAGACAAUGCCAUCACAAAGGAGGGCUUCUCAUCCACUUACAGGAUCCAUUCCUACCAAGAGCCGACCCAUGAGCAAGCCAAUGUGUGCCUGUCUCCUUUGGGAAUGGAAUCUGGUGAGAUAAGUGAUGAGAGAAUUGCCGCUUCAUCUCAGUACAAUCCCAGCUGGUCUCCUUUCCGUUCACGAUUAAACUACCACGAUAAUGGCUGGACACCAUCAGAAGAUUCUGCCAGGGAAUGGAUACAGGUAGAUCUGGGCUUCCUGAGGUAUGUUUCAGCUAUAGGAAUACAAGGAGCCAUUUCUAAGGAAACUAAGAAAGCAUACUAUGUUAAGACCUACAAAGUCAGCAUCAGCACCAAUGGGGAGGACUGGAUCAUGGUGAAAGAUGCAACCAAGCACAAGGUGUUUCAGGGCUGUCACAACCCCACUGAUGAGGUGCGUGCCUUUUUCCCAAAACCCACACUGACACGUUACAUACGGAUACGACCUCUAACUUGGGAACAAGGAAUCUGCAUGCGCUUUGAAUUAUAUGGCUGCAAGAUAUCAGACUUUCCAUGCUCUAGCAUGUUGGGGAUGAUCUCUGGUCAGAUCUUGGACUCUCAGAUCUCUGUGUGGCCUGAGGUGGAGAGGGGCUGGUUACCUGAGCAAGCCAGGCUGUUGACGGGCCGCUCUGGCUGGAUGGCUCCUGUACCAUCUGUACCAUCUGUACCACAUGGCACAGCAAACAGCUCCUGGUUGGCACUGGAUCUUGCUUUUAACCACUGGGUUACAGGAGUCAUCUUGCAGGGGGGGAGACACAGGGACAAGAUUAUGUUUGUCCGACGCUUCAAACUGGCCUACAGCAUCAACGGCGCUGACUGGAGCUACAUACAGGAGGAGAAUAGCAACAAAGUUAAGAUAUUCAUGGGGAACCAAAAUCAUGACACUCCAGAGAUGCGUUCUUUCAAGCCACUGACAAUGCGUUUCCUGCGAGUAUAUCCUGAGCGUGGGUCACAUGAUGGCAUGGCCCUCAGACUGGAGUUGCUGGGCUGCGACACCCAAUAUGCUACUCCUCUUCCUCCUACCACUACAAUGGAAACCACAGUGCAGGUAACUGCUAACAUCCCAGUAACCAGCACAGCAAUUGACAUCAUCACAACAGAGGACUAUGAUGACGAAUCGGCAACUUGUCACAGCGGAACAGGCACAAGUGAAGACAAUGAGCCUACAGGUACAGUUGCAGAACCCAUAGAAUCUGCAUAUCUUUGGUUCAACUGCAAUUUUGGCUGGUCAGACCAUCCCUCCUUCUGUGGGUGGAGUCUAGAGAGCAUUGGACCAGUGGACUGGCUCUUAAAAAACCAUGACAAGUGCUCCAAACAACUGCUCAGUGUGGAUUACACAGAUGCUUAUGUUUGGCUGUCAUCAGGGGAACCAGGAAACUUCAUCUACACUGCACUGACCAGAGAUUCACUCUAUCCAGAGACAGAGAAGACAUUAGAGCGAGAGCUAGAGCAGAAGACUAAGACAGUAAGGAAGAGAGGGAUGGAAAGAGAAAGAACUGCAGAGGCAGAACGACAGAACGAGAUGGAAAGUAAAGUCAGAUUGGCACGGUUGGUCAGUUUGCCUGUUAUGUCUCUUGAUGAAGAUCUGUGUGUGUCAUUCUGGUACCGGUUUACUGGAGAGCACACAGGUGCCCUACACAUUUGGCAGAAGACAGAGGGAGGAGGGAAGGGAGUGGGAGAAAGUGGACAGCUGCAGGAAGAAGGAAAAGAUGGACAGAGAGAUGAAAAAAAGAUAGAAAAGGAGGUACUGCUCUGGAGGAUGGAUUGGCAAGAGACUAAAGGCUGGAAAGAAGGAAGAGUUCUGUUGCCCCAUGCUAAUAAACCAUACAAGGUGAUUAUUGAGGGUGUUGUUGACAGCACAUUGUCUGGACAUAUCUCGGUGGACAAUGUGAGAAUUGUUCCUGAAAUGAGUGCUGCUGAGUGUAAAGAUCCAGAACUUGAGGUGACUAUUGGUACAGCUAAACAAGAACCUGACUGUGAUGAGCAGAGUUCUAAGGAUAUUGUGCAGAGGUUCAGGCAGCAGGGUGGCUCUAUGCUGAAGACACUGAACCCGAUUCUGAUCACCAUCAUCGUGAUGAGUACCGUGGGUGUGCUGCUAGGGGCUGUGUGUGUUGUAGUCCUCUUCUGUGCCUGCUCCCACAAUCCUGACCAAACCACUUCUGCCCUUGAGAACUACAAAUUUGAGCUGGUUGAUGGCCUCAAGCUCAAGAAGGAGAAAGUGAGCGCACAGAAAUCAUGUACAGAGGCAUAAGGGCCAAUGCUAUGCAAAUUCUAAGAGAACAUUUAAUGAAACCUUGUGACUGCCUGAGUCAUGUUUUUUCAGGAUAUUCAGUGAGAAGGACUGACCUCCAGAGGGUGCUCUAAAGAAAAGAUAAUGUACAGUUUACUGGCAAUUACCGUCUGGUUGCUUGGCCUGUUUUUUCCCCACAUUUUUAAUACUUGGAUGCAGGUAUUUAUCCCCUGUAAAUGUGUGCAUUUUAAUUAUUUUUGUGGAACUUUGAAAAGAACCAUGUUUAGGCAUGUGUGUCUGAGAGUCAUGUGGCUUAUGUGGAACUUAAAUAGUGCCUUUUUAGAUAUUUUUGUUUCCUUUUUACAUUUGAGCUCACCACACUCCCCAUCUUCCUACUGCCAUUGCACUCUGCAGGUCAACAAAAAAAAGUUAUUUUUUUAUUUUUUUGUGAGCCUUUCGUGCUGUUAUCUCCUUUAAGCUAUAUACAGACACUAAUGUUAUUAGCUAAAUUAAGUAAAGUCACUUAGGUCACAUCAAAUUGCAACACCAUCUGAAAAAUUCCUGUUCCCAGUCAAGGUCUGCAGUCAAUUGACUCUAUAUUUCUGCCCUCCCACAUAACCAAUCCACAUUUGUUCAAUUCUAUUUAACUCCUCUUAACACCAGGGGGCAAUGUUUUAACACUUGGAUACCUUUUUGUUCACAUGAGCACACAUGAGGCCUUUACCACAAAGUCAUAUGGUGACUGUAUGAUGUUGUACAAUGUCAUCAUCAGUGGCCGUUGUCCACUUUCUUCUUGCAUGUACACAUGCUAUUUCAAGCUAUCUGCAAAACAGCUUGCUUUAAACUAUGGUUUAAGCUACAGGUAAACCUGUCUUCCAAAGCUGGUGUUAGUUUUCAUUCAAACUUCAUAAGUUCUUCAGUUAAAUUCAUGAGGCACUUACAUCACAUUGCAGAGCUUGCAAAGUUAAUGGGUUCCAUUAACAUGCAUAUAUAGACCUGAGCAGGUUACCCUCCAUCGUCCCUUGGCAUGCUGAGCCUUCAUCUGGGUAUCAUGUCUCAUGAGAAGUCUGCAAACGUAGUGGAAUGGGUUGCCCUCGUAAUUCCACACUCCUGAUGCUGACUUGUGUGCAAAUUCCAUUAGCUUGCGUAUAUAGACUGGAGAGAAUUUUUCCUCCAUCUUCUCAUAUCAACGCAGAAUGAGAUUUACACUCUGUCUCCUUAGCAAAAGCCUUACUGGUUUCCAAGUUCUGGGUUGCUGCUAUGGCCUAGCUAACCUACAUCAUUGUGGAACCAUGAUAGCGGAACCAAUUUUGCAGUCAGAUGUGAUCGGAGUGCCACAGCCCAGAAAGACUGUUUGCCAUAAACUGGCAUUGAUGAUGAUGGAUGAUAAUCAGCAUAAAAGGCAAAAAAGAGCUUGGAAUCUCUUACAAGCUGGAUGCCUAGAAUUAGAUAUGACUCAACUGAAAGCCAUAGUGCUGAAGCAGAGACCACACUCAUGAUAGAUCAUGCCCAUUGGCAAAGUGCCUGGCCAAGGCCAGGAGCUGAUUUUUCCUUCCUCUCUGAAGCAAGUGAGGAUGCUUUAUCUGUGGCUGCACCUAGAAGGGUCUUUUUGCCCAGUGGAGAAUCACCAGCCGAGCAACAGCAUGGAGGAGACUUCUGUCCCAGCAUCAGUAGUGGCUCAGCUAAACUCAUUGAUGUUAGAGUGGAAUCCGCAUACAUGCACUUUCGAAGAAGAAGCCUUUAUUUGUCACGUAAAAUUUACAUCACAGUGAAAUUCUUUUAUUUGCAUAUCCCAGCUUGACCCCCAAUUUAGGGUCAGAGUGCAGGGUCAGCUGUGAAAUAGUGCUCCUGGAACAGAGAGGUUUAAGGGCCUUGCUCAAGAGCUCAACAGUGUUGCUGUGGCUUGAACCCCCAACCUUAAUGCCUUUGUGAGCCUUAAUGGUUGAGCUAGCACUGUACCAUUUUUGUGUUUAACCACCAAGUGAGCUGGUUUCUACUAAAUACACAGCUUUAUCUUUGAGUGAGACAAAUUUUUCAAGAAGGUUCCAAAGGGAGCAAUUGCCAUUGACAUAGGCAUUUUAUAUGUUCAUAAUGUCACCAUGUGUAUUUGUGAUAAAGGUCUUGACAUGUAUUGACAUUUUAAAACAGCCUCCUGGCAGUUAUCCUGUGUUCAGUGAACAGGGCUAUAAGGUAUAUGUAAACUAACUAUAUAUAUUUCCAUUUUUUGUCAUCUGCCAAAAUAACUGAAUAUAAUUUACAUCAAACCAGUCAUUACUCAAUUUACAGUCAUACAUUUAUUACCUAAUUAAUUUAUCAUUUUUUUAUUAAAAAAAAAAGUAAUUUAGUUGGGUUUUUUUGGGGGUUUUUUUUAUGAUGUCAUUUAUAACAUUUUAUAUUUCAGGAGAAACACAAGAAAACCACUGUCCAGUCUUAAUCUAAUUCACUGUAACACAAAUUCAUUAAAUGACUACUACAUUCCAAAGAAAUUAUCAAAUGAAAUGAUGAUGUUUUUGCAUUGUAAAAUUUUUGCUAGUGAAAAUGUGUUUUUGUAAGUCUGGUUUGUGUGUGUGUGUGUGUGUUUGUGUGUGUUUGUGUUCGUUCAAUCAUCAUGAACUCUACCAUUUUUGUAGUGACACAGAGACGCAAUGCACAUUGCAUAUUUAUGCAGAAUGCAUAAUUAGAAAAUAUGACAUCACUAUACCAUGAAUAAUAUGCUCAACUGAUACAGAUAAUCACACUGCAAAAACAACAAAACAUUUCCAAAUAUGACAAAUCCCUUGUCUGCUU
Molecule: messenger RNA, 6197 nt
Organism: Ictalurus punctatus (channel catfish)
Lineage: Eukaryota; Metazoa; Chordata; Actinopteri; Siluriformes; Ictaluridae
Product: neuropilin-1a
Exons: 17
Coding region: 396-3431 (1011 amino acids)
Biological process (GO): vascular endothelial growth factor signaling pathway; axon guidance; angiogenesis
Cellular component (GO): membrane
Molecular function (GO): vascular endothelial growth factor receptor activity; semaphorin receptor activity
Source: RefSeq, a predicted model, not a curated record